Molecule: messenger RNA, 2026 nt
Organism: Myotis lucifugus (little brown bat)
Lineage: Eukaryota; Metazoa; Chordata; Mammalia; Chiroptera; Vespertilionidae
Gene: CCDC78
Product: coiled-coil domain containing 78
Exons: 14
Coding region: 659-1993 (444 amino acids)
Cellular component (GO): cytoplasm
Source: RefSeq, a predicted model, not a curated record
GACCUGGACGGAGCGCGGUGCUCAACCUGGCCGCCACCAACUGCCCCCCGACCCGCCCGGCCCAGAACCUGCGUGCGGUGGGGCCCCAAACCUGCACUGGGAGCGCGCGUGCGCUGGACAGAGCCUUCCUGACCUUCCGUGCCCCUAAUCAGGACAUCUGCGCCCGCUUCCCUCAGGCUGGGGAGUGCGGGAUCUGUGCAGUUUGUUCUGCCCUCGGCCCGUCCCAGCGCCCAGCAUCACUGGGAGGUACAAAGAAGGCUCCUAAUGGGUGUGCGAACCACAUGGCAGGGCAGGGCACCUCCUACAGCAGUGACAGCUCCUUUUCGUGCGCGCUGCCUCACACCUGUCCAGACCGGGCGCUUUCAAGCACUCCUGGUUCCAUCCGCGCCCGGAAAAUGCUGGGGUGCUGGUCUGCAUUUUCCAGCUGAGGCAACUAAAGCCAGAAAAAAAUAAUAUGCAAUAUAUGAAGGAGCCGAGUUCCCCCCACCUCCCCAACCACUUAACUGCUCCAUGUGCCCUUUCGUGGGAGAAGAGGGGGGCGGGGAGGCAGGAGACUGGAGACCAACAGAGACCUUAGCAACACAAGCCCUAGUGUCGCAACAGCAGGCCAGUAAACAAAGCUGCACUGGGCUUGGGGCAGCCAGAGUUCCUUUUGCCUAUGGAGCGAGCGGCAGCCUCAGGCCCCAGGCCAGGGGCCCCAUCUCAGGCCAUUAAGAAUGUUCUACCACUGACUGAGGAUUCGCUGCCAGGAGUCCCUAGGGACGCCCCAGCCUGGGUCACCAGUCUUAAGACAGAGCUUCCCUCAGAUCUAGAACUGAGUGAGGAGCAGCGGCUGCAAAUCUCCAAGGAGCUGGUCGACCUGCAGAUCACAACCCAUCGUCUGCGGGAGCAGCACGAGACUGAAAUCUUUGAGCUAAAGAGUGAGGUCCUGCGGCUGGAGAACCGGGUGCUGGAGCUGGAGCUGCAUGGAGAUCAUGCAGCCUCAGCAAAGACUGAUCCAGGGCACCUCCAGGCAUUUGCACAGGAGCUUGAGCAAAAGGCCAGGGAUCAGGAACACAGCAACCAUCGCAUUCUUCAGCUACAGGGAGAAAUGAAGUGGAUGCUGGAGCAGCACGGGGCCCGCCAGCAAGCACUGGAGAUGCGCGUGGCAGCCCUGGGCCAGCAGCUGCAGGGAGCCCAAGAGGAGGCCAGGACAGCUGGGCAGCGACUGGCUGCACAAGCUGUGGCGUUGUCCACCUGCCAGGGCCAGCUCCGCCAGGCUGAGGCUGAGAAUGCCAGGUUGCAGUUGCAACUCAAGAAGAUGAAUGAGGAGUACACCAUCCGGUUGCAGCGCUACUCCCGAGCCCUGGUGGAAUACGCAGAUGGCACAAGCCAGGCACCUACAGGUGUAGCCCUCCGGACAUUCCUGGAGACCACUCUGGAGGACAUCCGAGCAGCACACCACAGCCGUGAGCAACAGCUGGCCCGAGCUGCUCGAGUCUACCGUAAGCGCCUGGCAGACCUGAGCCAAAGACAUGAGGAACUGUUAGGUGCCCACAGUGUGCAGCAGGUGCAGGCGGACCCCAAAGGAGCACCUGGGAAACCCAAGGCCACCUCUGAUGAAGUCACCUCAAACCUGGAGCCACUGCCUCUGCGCCUGGUCACACAGCUCCAGAAGCUCCAAGUCCAGAAGAGACCUGACGAAGCCUCCCAGGGGAGCGCAUCAGAGCCACAGAGCCUGGAAGCUGAAUCCUGGCCCCAGAUCCACCAGAAACUCCGGGACUUCUAUCAUAGCACCCAGGCAAAGCUGGAACGUGAGCGGGCAGAGCUGCUAGUCAGAGCCACGAUGGCUGAGGCACAACUUUCUGAGCUUCAGGAGUAUGUGGACCAGCACUUAGGCAGGUACAAGCAGGAGAUCCUGAGGCUGAGGAAGCUGGUGGGUCCAGGAGACCCACAGAAAGUGAAGGCCGUACCUCCAACCAAGCCUCAGCGCCCAAGGACCCGCAGCCGCUAACCAGUAUCAGAUAAACUCGGAGCACACCUCUUC